AUGGAGCAUGAUUGUUGCAAGUUUGUGCAGAAAUGUCAUAAAUGUCAAGUACAUGACGAUUUGAUUCGAGUCCCGCCUCAUGAACUCAAUGUUAUGAGUUCGCCGUGGCUGUUUGUAGCUUGGGGCAUGGAUGUCAUUGGUCCAAUAGAGCCACCUGCCUCCAAAGGACACAGAUUCAUUUUGUUUGCCAUUGACUACUUCACCAAGUGGGUGGAAGCAGCUUCGUAUAAGUCGGUAACUAAGAAAGUUGUACUUGAUUUUGUUCGUAACAAUUUGAUAUGUAGGUUUGGGGUACCAGAAUCCAUCAUUAUUGAUAAUGGAGCGAAUCUCAACAGUCAUCUGGUGAGAGAGAUAUGUGAGCAAUUCAAGAUUACUCACCGGAACUCAACCGCCUAUCGUCCCCAAAUGAAUAGAGCUGUAGAAGCCGCCAACAAGAACAUCAAGAAGAUUUUGAGGAAAAUGAUUGAUAAUUAUCGAGUAUAUGGAACAGAAGCAGUUAUACCUGCAGAAGUUGAAAUACCUUCAUUGAGAAUCAUCCAAGAAGCUGAAUUAAAUGAUAUUGAAUGGGUUCGCAAACAGAUUGAUCAAUUAACAUUGAUUGAUGAGAAGAGAAUGAUUGUUGUUUGUCAUGGACAAUUGUAUCGACAGAGAAUGAUUCGUGCUUUCCGAAAAAGAGUAAGAGCCAGGAUAUUUGAAAUCGGCCAGUUGGUUUUCACACGUAUUUUCCCUCAUCAGCAUGAGUACAAAGGGAAAUUCGCACCAAAUUGGCAAGGAUCCUACAUGGUUCGCAAAGUGUUAUCUAGAGGUGUCUUGGUCCUGUCGGAGAUGGAUGGUACCGAAUGA
Messenger RNA from Solanum tuberosum (potato), 843 nucleotides. RefSeq lists its product as uncharacterized. NCBI's taxonomy places the organism in Eukaryota, Viridiplantae, Streptophyta, Magnoliopsida, Solanales, Solanaceae. Gene Ontology annotation, molecular function: nucleic acid binding. The record is from RefSeq and is a predicted model, not a curated record. The coding region runs from base 1 to 843 and encodes 280 amino acids. The transcript has 2 exons. Gene Ontology annotation, biological process: DNA integration.